Molecule: messenger RNA, 7027 nt
Organism: Corythoichthys intestinalis (scribbled pipefish)
Lineage: Eukaryota; Metazoa; Chordata; Actinopteri; Syngnathiformes; Syngnathidae
Gene: itga5
Product: integrin, alpha 5 (fibronectin receptor, alpha polypeptide)
Exons: 30
Coding region: 252-3428 (1058 amino acids)
Biological process (GO): cell adhesion mediated by integrin; cell-matrix adhesion; integrin-mediated signaling pathway
Cellular component (GO): integrin complex; external side of plasma membrane
Molecular function (GO): integrin binding
Source: RefSeq, a predicted model, not a curated record
AGGAAGACAGGGAGGCGUGGGUCUUGGAGCUCUGUAUCGAAGAGGCGUGGGUCUGGAGCGCACACAAGAGCUGACGGUGCGUUCGCGACGACUGGUUUGCUCCGAUCCAAAUCACGGGGAUGCAGUUGUAGCUUUUUGUUGUACUGUUGUUUUAGUCCCCGAAACAAAACUCCCCAAAAGAGCGCUAGAAGUGUAACAGUUUAGUCACUGGAAACCAACUGAAGCGGACUUUACAACCCCCAUCCUUGAAAAUGUGCUCUGGACUAGUUCACGCAAAGACGCCGGGAACUGGCGCUCUCGUCGCCCGCUCGCUUCUGUGUGUCGCCGGCCUCCUGCUCGCUUCACCUCCGGGAUGUGGAGCCUUCAACCUGGAUGUGGACAACCCGUCGAUUUACAGCGGUGACAAAGGCAGCUACUUUGGAUACGCUGUUGACUUUUAUUUGGCUGAUUCCGCCAGUGCAAGCGUGGUGGUUGGCGCUCCCAAGGCUCACACAAAGCAAACCGAUAUUAUUGAGGGAGGCUCUGUCUCCUACUGUCCAUGGAACCUCGGCCAAUCCGAUUGUCACACCAUCGAGUUUGACACGGAAGGGUCUCGUGUCGUCACAAUCAACAACACAGUGCAUCAGAUUGAGUUUAAGUCGCACCAAUGGUUUGGUGCCACGGUGCGUUCACAUGGGGACACGAUUCUGGCCUGCGCACCUCUCUACUCGUGGCGGACUGAAAAGGAUGAACCACGGUCUGAUGCUACUGGGACUUGCUACCUCUCUGUUCAGAAUUUUACCAAAUUUGUCGAGUACGCUCCCUGUCGAACAGAAAUCAGCGACGAGGCAGGACAAGGCUACUGUCAAGGAGGAUUCAGUGCCGAUUUCACAACGGAUGGUCGAGUGGUGUUGGGCGGGCCCGGCAGCUACUUCUGGCAGGGUCAGGUGAUCUCUGCAGAUAAAGAGGACAUUAUCAAGGCCUAUUACCCAAGCUAUUUUAUGCAGAGUGUGGAUGGUCAGAUCCAGACAAAACAGGUCCAGGCUAAACAUGAUGACAGUUACCAAGGUUACUCUGUGGCUGUUGGAGAGUUCAGUGGAGAUCAAGUAGAAGAUUUCGUGGCUGGCAUUCCAAAAGGAGUCAUGCUUUAUGGUUUGGUGUCUCUUUUGAAUGGAACAGACUUGAAGACAAUGAUUAACUUCACAGGCGAGCAGAUGGGAUCAUAUUUUGGCUAUGCAGUGGCCACCACUGAUGUCAACAGCGACGGAAUGGUGGACCUGCUGGUGGGCGCUCCCAUGUUCAUGACGCGAGGCUCUGAUGCCCGCCUGGAAGAAAUGGGCCGGGUCUACUUAUAUCUGCAGCGUGCCCCCUUGAGCCUGGAGCUGAGCCCGCUUCAUCUGACAGGCACUCAAGUUUUUGGCAGAUUUGGCAGCACCGUCGCACCGCUGGGUGAUCUGAACCAGGACGGAUUCAAUGAUGUUGCUGUCAGCUGUCCAUUUGGUGGGGAGGAGCAACAGGGCUUAGUCUACAUCUACAAUGGCUUCCCCCAGGGUCUCCGAGAUAAGCCAUCUCAGGUGAUUGCAGGCCAGUGGGCUUCUGGGUCCAUCCCUUCCAGUUUUGGCUUCGCACUCAGAGGGGCUAAGGACCUGGAUAGGAAUGGUUAUCCAGAUCUUAUUGUUGGUGCCUUUGGCGUGGACAAGGCCAUUCUCUACAGAUCUCGGCCUAUCGUCAACACUAGCGCCUCCCUAACAGUUUAUCCCACCAUGAUCAAUCCUGAAGAGAAGAACUGCAUGAUACCUAACGGAAACACGAGCAUUUCUGUUUCCUGUGUCAACUUGAGUUUCUGCAUAUCCGCUGACGGGAAGCACCUACCAGAAGUCCUUGAUUUCCAGGUGGAGGUACAGCUUGACAGCCAGAAGUUCAAGCAAAAAGGAGCAGUGAAAAGAGCUCUCUUCCUGGACUCCCAGCAGCCUUUACUGCAAAGGAACAUAAGGGUCCACCGUAGUGAACGUGUGUGCAACCACACCAAAAUCUACCUAAGAGAUGAGAAAGACUUCAGGGAUAAACUCUCCCCCAUCUUGGUGGCAUUGAACUUUAGCUUGGAUAACAAUGCUGCUGCAGACUUGCAUGGCCUGCGACCCAUUCUGAACCAUCAAUCCCCCAACAUAAUUGAGCAGAAGGCUCACAUUUUGCUGGAUUGUGGAGAAGACAACAUCUGCGUCCCCGAUUUGAAGCUAGCAGUCCAUGGGGACAGGAAGGAAGUGUACCUGGGUGACGACAACGCGCUGACCCUGACUUUCAACGCCAGGAACGAGGGGGAGGGGGGCGCGUACGAGGCAGAACUCUAUGUGGUGCUGCCCCCCGAGGCCGACUACAGCGGCAUCGCCCGCAAUAAUGAGACCUUGGCCCAGCUGACUUGCAGCUACGACACCGAGAACCAGACCCGAUACCUCAGCUGUGAUCUGGGAAACCCCAUGAAGUCUGGCACCAGUCUUUGGGCAGGUCUUCGCUUCACGGUGCCUCGGCUGAAAGACACUCACAAAACCGUCCAGUUUGAGCUGCAGAUUCGCAGUAAGAAUGAGAACAACUCCCACAGCGAAGUGGUGCCUUACAAGCUUGAGGUUGUUGUCCAGGCUGAGGUCAUCCUGCAAGGGGUGUCUCGCCCAGAUAAGGUCUUCUUCCCACCGACCAACUGGAAGGUGACCAAGAACUAUGAAGUGGAGCAGGAAGUGGGCCCGGCAGUGGAACACAUCUAUGAGCUGGUAAACAAUGGACCUAGUCGAAUCAGCCACACCCUGUUGGAGCUUCGCUGCCCACUUGCCGCCCAGGGUCAGACUCUGCUUUACCCGUUGGAGUUCUCCACUGAGGGCCCAAUCAACUGCACCUCCGACAGCAACAUGAACCACCUCCAACUCAAACUCAAACGCACGUCAACGGAACCGCCACAUCUGGCUCUGAAGGCCCACGAGCACCGCGUGGAAAGGCGGGAUGCGCACAAGAACACGCUUGCACACUUGACAAACCUGUCCUGUUCCAACGUGGACUGCUGGGCUCUGCAGUGCCAAGUGGGUCUCCUGGAGAAGGGCACCACGGCCAUUCUCAAAGUGCGUUCUCGCGUUUGGGCUGAGACCUUCAUGGAGAGAGCGUAUAAGCAAUAUGUGCUGGAGUGCCUGGCCAGAUACAGUGUGAAGACCAUGCCAUACGCCAUUCUUCCCAAACAUGUUCCCAGUGGACACAAAAAGGUGGUUACCCCAGUUGUGUGGAACAAACCCGACAUUGAGAACUCUGUCCCGCUAUGGAUCAUCAUCUUGGCCAUUCUAGCUGGUUUACUGCUCCUGGCCUUGCUCAUCUUCGUCUUGUAUAAGUUCGGCUUCUUCAAGAGAUCCCUCCCUUACGGCACCGCCAUGGAGAAAGCCCAACUGAAACCACAGGCUGCGUCAGAGGCCUGAGCAGUCUACGCUAGCUGAACCACAGAAUUACAAAACCAGGCCACAUGAUUGCAAAGGAGACACAUGACGGAGGAUUGCAAAGAAGCGAGACCACUGGAACUACUAGACUUGGCAGAACACAAUUCCAAAUGUUCUCCCAACAAACGAAUGUUCUUUUUUUUCCAUUUUUCUUUUUUUUUAAUUUAUGUUUGUCAACAGGCAAGAUCACUUAUUAUGUAGUUUAAGGAGCUGACCUGUCCAGGAUGCUCCCAGGAUUGUCCCCAAACGCUUGCUGGGAAGUCUCCAGCACCUAGAACAAUUGAAGCGGGUAUAAGUAAGCGUCAGGGUGGAUGCUUGGAUUCUGUCCGUGGCGAUGAUCUCGCUCCCUCAGGUUGGAGGAUGGUGCUGCGUUGAGUUGUUUUUGCACUCAAAGAAAAUCUACUGAUUCACUUCUAAAGAUGCCUAAGACUGACUCGCGCUCCUCACGAGUUCUACUGAUUGCUUUGCUUUUUCACCAGAACCUCCAAUUAGCUCGAUGGGACAGAAACUGGAUGACCUUGAAGCCUUCCACUGGGGAACAUUUGUGGUCUCUGACAUGUCCUAUUUCCUCCAGCCAAAGCCUUAAACCUGACAAUCAGCAGUGUUGUAGCUUCAACAGGGGGUUCAUGCCGCGAGCAGACGUUGCAAUUAAGCGUGUGUGAACGAGCCUAAUUCAGCUUGGUGUUACUGUGACAUACUCUAUUUAUGACCAUUUUACCAGAGAGAGAGAGAGAGAGAGAGAGAGAAAACAACCCUCUAUAAAAGACUGCAGGACUGAACUUGAUCAAGACAAUUGUUUUGGUCUCAGACCCUUACUGUAUGUGCAAAUACUUUUGUGGGGGGGUGUUAGCAUAUAUGCAUUUGUGUGAAUGGCAUAUUUAUGAAUUUUGUUUUUAUUUUAUGAACUCUUCCACAGUUCCUCCCGUAUAGGUCCUGGUUAGCCCCACUAUGUUGCCACCUGGAGAGUGUUAAUGUCGCAUUUUCACACUUAACUUCAUCUUGUUCCAUUUGUGGCAUAUUCGGUUUACAAUAACUGGAUAUUUAUCUAAGGGUGGUGACACUUGAAUAAUUACAGAAAACUCAAUGGCCCUGAUAACUCCUAGUUAAUCAAUUAUUGUACAUUAACUAUUGUGAUUAGGGCUAGUAAAAGUAUUGAAGCAAUACCAUUAUUGUGUUUCAAGCAUCGCAAUGCAUAGACUUCAUUAUCAGUUGACGGGAAACGGGGAGUGGGGCCGCUCCUUAGGGGGACCUAUUUUCAAAAACUUUAAAUUCAAAUAUUUUCAAAACCAAAGCCACUAGGGACCUAAAACCAAAACAGGCACAUCUAUUAGGCAAAUAUGAGUCUCCAUGAGCAGCGGCAUCAAAAAAUUCAGUUGUUCCCAAAUAAAAUCCCAAAUAAUUGUUUUGUAUACAAGUAUAACAAAACUUAAAUGGCUAUAACAUUCUCAGAUUUUACGCUAGAUGCACAAAAACCACCAAAUGCAGAGAUAAUCACCUAUAUUUUCAGGAUCAAUAGCAAUAUUUAACAUAUAUAAGUUUUUGCCCGAAAGAGUGACUCAUUUUUCCAACAGCUUAUAAAUCAAUUCGAAACCGAAAUCAGAAACUUAAUACUUGAGGAAAGCAUGCAGAAUUAUCUUAAUUUUAUUCAACAGAAGGAAAUUCUGCAUUUUUCUAUAUACAAUCACAACUUGUUUAGGUUGAAUGCCAAUGUCACUAUUGUCUAAGCUCGUCUUGCUGGCUAUCUGACCCUUGUUGUCUUUAGAUUGAAAUGUUACAUAAAAAAAAAAAAAAAAAAACGCGUAAAAGCCGAAUCUUUUUUGUAUGGACGCAGAAAUGUCUAAAUUUGUUUUUUUGUUGUUGUUGUUGGCAAAAACGGGCAGUUGGCCAAAAAUUACCUGAUUAUUUGAAUGUCAAGUUACGCUAUUGUGCAUGGAUACAAAAUCCAACAUGGCGUCCAUCACAAAACAAAUAGCUUUUUAAGUUGACAAUUCUUGUAAAUAAAUGUGUAAAUCCCAGAAUUUCUAUAGAUAUGAACAUAAAACAGUAAAGAUUGGUUAAAAGCAAAAAAAACGGGCAGUUGUCAUUCUUUUUACGUAAAAAUUUCAAGAUAUAUAUGUUACGCUAAUUUUUUCCCAUUCAUUUCAUUUUUUUUCACAAUGUUUCAAAGUGCAUGCAUAGUGCUAUUUUAUGUCAUGACCCUAAAUCCUUAACCAACUCACUCUUGAGACACUCCUGCCUGUUUGUAUGCACUAAAAGUUUUGUCCUGUUUCUACCUAAAUCCGGCGUUAGAACACAGCGUGUUUGAGUUUAUUGCAUAGAAAGUUUUCCACGACGCUCUGCCUGGCCCUGCCCCCUACGGGAAGCCGUGGUGCAAUGUCUGUAGGAGCUGUCUCGUCAACUGAUAGUGUAGUCUUUGCCCAAUGCUCAUGGCAUUGCGAUAGAAGUAAAAAUAUUAUUGCCAUUGUUGUAGAAAUAAUGUGCAACUAUUGUUGUCUAUGUUGAAGUAUCGUGAUUCUAUUGUUACCGAUAUAAAAAUAUCACAAAAUUACCGCAAUUCAUGAUCAUUUCACCACAAGGUGGAGGUAUUGUGCUAAUGUUGCCAUUGCAGCACAAGAACAAACACAUCUUUUUGUAUGUGAUACAAUUUGUCGUGAUCCAAAUGUCAUAGCAUAAAUCGAAGCCAUAUAACAAUACUUGCGUCAUUAAUGUACAAAUAUUGCAUAAGUACCAUCUUGAUUGUGGCACUAAAGUUAUAUCAUUAUCGAUGAAGUAUUGCGAUAGGAUUUUCAUUAUGCUCUUCAGUAUCAUAUUGUCUUCAGAGGGGGCAGCCAGGCCCUGGGAGCCAAAUGUUUAGACGUGCAAUAUAUAUAUAUUUUCACCCCUCCCCAAGUCGUUUUUUUUUUUUUGUGUUAUUUUAAUUGUGACAAGCCAGAGCUCUGUAGUAAAUGUUAUAGCAAAAAGCACAUAUCUUAUGGUUCAGGUUCUUUGCCGAUUCUACACUUGGAAUUAAUUUGUCUCCACUUUGUUGCACGGAUGCAGAAUACCAACCUCGGAGAGCCGACAUGAUAAAUAAUGCGCUGUAUGGUUGCGUCUAUCCAAACAUCUGUGUUCCUAAGCACAUUGCUCACAUUGGUUUGCCUCAUUUAACACCACCUUCUCCCUCCCGUAUCCUAUAGUGAUUCAAUGUUUGUCAAAUGAUCUACAAAACUCUUCCUAAUGUCAAGCCAUUAUUUAUAAGGAUAGUGUUGAACUCCUUUCAUGGUUUCAUCAUGUGAAGACACUGCCUCCCUCUCCCUCUUUAUUGUAUUUUUUUUUUUCAUUUUUUGGCAUGUCCUUUUUCUUUUCCUAAAAGAGGUUGUACAUAUUUAUGACUUAGGAGAGUAUUUCUGAAUCAAAAUGUUAACUUGUGAAUUUCCUCACCCCAUAUUGGGGAUUUGUGUUUUAUUUUUGCUGGAGAGGAAUGGGAGCGUCUUUGGAGCUCAAUUUGUUCCUGUUAUGAUUUCACAUUUUUACAUUUCUACCUUGUAUGGUUUGUAUUUUAAAUAAACUAUUCUCCUUUUUAACAAUUUCUCUGUGGUUUA